Messenger RNA from Penicillium griseofulvum, 468 nucleotides. Its product is annotated as 40S ribosomal protein uS13. Gene Ontology annotation, cellular component: small ribosomal subunit; cytosol; ribosome. Gene Ontology annotation, molecular function: structural constituent of ribosome; RNA binding. NCBI's taxonomy places the organism in Eukaryota, Fungi, Ascomycota, Eurotiomycetes, Eurotiales, Aspergillaceae. Gene Ontology annotation, biological process: translation. The coding region runs from base 1 to 468 and encodes 155 amino acids. The record is from RefSeq and is a predicted model, not a curated record. The transcript is spliced from 3 exons.
AUGUCGCUCGUGACCGGCGAGAAGACGAACUUCCAGUUCAUCUUGCGUCUGCUCAACACCAAUGUUGACGGCAAGCAGAAGAUCAUGUACGCGCUGACCCAGAUCAAGGGUGUCGGUCGCCGUUACUCCAACCUGGUCUGCAAGAAGGCCGAUGUCGACCUCACCAAGCGUGCUGGUGAGCUCACCACCGAAGAGCUCGAGCGUAUCGUGACCAUCCUCCAGACCCCCACUCAGUACAAGAUCCCCUCGUGGUUCCUCAACAGACAGCGCGACAUCACCGAUGGCAAGGACACCCAGGUUGUCUCCAACGGUCUUGACUCCAAGCUCCGUGAGGAUCUUGAGCGCCUCAAGAAGAUCCGCUCCCACCGUGGUCUGCGUCACUACUGGGGCCUCCGCGUCCGUGGUCAACACACCAAGACCACUGGCCGCCGCGGUCGCACCGUCGGUGUCAGCAAGAAGAAGGGCUAA